Lodderomyces jiufengensis is the source of this 1113-nucleotide messenger RNA. RefSeq names its product Pga46p (gene PGA46). NCBI's taxonomy places the organism in Eukaryota, Fungi, Ascomycota, Pichiomycetes, Serinales, Debaryomycetaceae. The coding region runs from base 1 to 1113 and encodes 370 amino acids. The transcript has a single exon. The record is from RefSeq and is a predicted model, not a curated record.
AUGAAGUACAAAAGCGUAGUAUCAAUCAAUUUAUUAUUUCUUCAUUUAUUAAUCCUACUAAUAACACCAACAACUCAAUUCGAAUUAAUAGUAAAUGAUCAAGAAAUAGAAAACCCAAAACAAGUUUUAAAAUCAAAAUUUAAAAAAUUAGUUCCUUUGGAAUUACAAGAAAAUUUAGAAAUCCCAGUUAGACCAAAUCAAAUUAAUUUAAGAGAAAGUUUUAUACAAUCUAAGAUUAAGGAAUCUUCACCACCACCUCCUUUAAGACCUUUUGAAACUAAAAAAUAUACAAAUAAAUUAAAGUCUUUAUUUAGAAAAAGUAAUUUGAAGUCUGGGUUGGUCAAUGUGGAAACUACUUCUUCUAUCACUUAUGCUACUGAAACUAGUUCUGAAUCUGAUUUUUUUGAAAUUGACACAGAUGAUGAAGAAGAUGUCAAACUCAAUCUGGAUUUGAGAUUAAAGGAUGAUCACACUAAUCAAACUACAAGAACCACUAUAAAUUAUAAUUCAGUAUCGGUCAGUAUUGCUGUUUUAGCAACUUCAACAGCACCUACUGUUGAAUCACCUCAAACUUCACAAAUUCCAACAAUCCAUUCAAAUAAAUCAUGGAUAAAAGAAUUUCUACAAUUUAAAAAAUCACAAACUCAAAAACAACCAAAAAGAUCAUCAUUAAAUAAUCAUCGAUUAAAAUCCAAAAUAACAGAAUAUGAAGAUUCAUUAAAUAACCCAAAAGAUCUUAAAAAAUGGGUAAGAUUAAUAGCUUCUCCACCACCACAACAAUAUCAACAAAAGAAAAAUUAUUUAAAAAAUAUAAAUCAAGAAAUUGAAAUUGAUAUAAAUGAAUUUAUAUCAUAUUUAGUAAAAGAACAAAAUUUUAAUGAAUCAGAUUUAAAUUUUUUAAAAUUUAAAAAUUUAGAUUAUGGAUUAAUUGAAAUUGAACAAGAAUUAAAUAAAUUAAAAGAAGAUGAAAUUUCAAAAAAACCGAAAGUUAUUAGUAUUGGUGGUGAAGAUAUUAUGAAAUCUAAUGAUGGCUCACUAAUCAGAUUAGAAUUUUGGGUGUUGUUCGUCUUCUUCGUGUCCUGUGUUGAUUGUAUAUGGUCUAACGUAAUAUAA